UUCUCUCUCUCUCUCUCUCUCUCUCUCUCUCUCUCUCUCUCUUUCUUUCUCCUGUUCACGGUUUCUUCCUCUUUCUAUUCCUUUCUUCGCGCGACACACGCGUGUGGUGACAAUUAUGUCGCGCAACGCCAGCAUAUCGACGUUCGUGUAACUUAGCAUUAAGAGCAAAAGAGCAAGAGAGAACUCGCGAAAGGAAAAACGAAGAAAGGCACGCAUAAAAGAACGAAAAACGGUGUGUUCAAACCGGAGGAGGAAAGGGCGCGAUCGUGAAUAGACCAGACGCGCCACCACAUCAUCAGGUAGGCAGAGAGGAAGAGGAGACUGGAGGUGGACAAGUGGAAUCGAAGGGGGUGGGGAUGGAGCCGGAGCAACGUGGACGCACCUCGCGAGCGUCGUCGACGUCGAGCCUCGGCCGCGAGGUCCGUUGUGGCUGUCAGUACUACCAGAGCGACUCGCUUCUGCCGGAACGACGUGCUCUCCUCGGUAGACCGCCGUCCAGGACGAUGCAGCAGCCACCUGCGGUCCGCUGCAGCGAGCACGAGUACGAACCGAUCGCACCGCCCUCGUCGUCGCCGAAGCCGGCGGCGGCGCCUGUCGUGCGAAUCACCGACACGGAUGUGGUGCCCGUCGCUGACAGCGACGACAGCAUCGACGACCGGGCACGGCUGCCUCCGGAGCUGACACGGGCCGGCGAUGUCGUCCUUCCGCUGGACGGCAAAAUCGAGGACACCGCGAUGGAGGCUCGCGAGCUCGUCGAGACUGGCGACACCUCCGAGGAGCUGGAGACCCCGCAGCAGUUGCAAGAACGUCUCGAGGAGCGUUUCUUGAACGCCGCUACCCCGGCCACCGACUCCAGGACCGAUGGCGAGGUCAACACCAGUCAAGUAGACUCGUCGGCAUUGGAGGAGCUUCCCCUCCGCCGGGGCGCCCGUGGCCUGCCCCAAAAGCUGAAAACGCAGGCGGGCAAGCUACGUUCCCGCCUGAGAAACAUCCAACGGCCAACGUUCGCGUUCCCCGAGCGACACAAGCAAGAGAAGGGGGGGAGCGCGAGAUCGGACAGAUCGUCGAGGGCGGAGAAGAGGCCAAGUCGCAUGGACAGGAUACGAUCCUCGUUCUCGGAGAGGCCGAAAUUCAUGAAUCUGCCUAGCCGUCCGAGGCUCUCGUUGCCGGACAGAUCGAAAUUCCACUUGCCCGAGCGGCCGAGGUUCAAUCUCCCUGAGAAGGCGAGGCUCCAUCUGCCCGACAGAGCGAGGUUCAACAUCAAGCGGCCCAACAUACGCUUCCCGAGCGCCCUCACUCGCAAGAGAUCCCCCCCCGCGCACGAGCAACGCUCCACCGAGUCGACCAUCGGCUCGCGAAAGAACAUCUUCGACUUUUCCGCGUAUCCGAGAAUAUUCGACAAGAAAUCGAGAAACAAAGGCGAGUACGCCACUUCCACUCCGAAAGAGUCGAGGGCGCAGUCGGCAGAGAGCGCCACGUUCCCGCGAGUGCGCAAAAAGAGCGACGGGUUGAGAUGGGCGCGAAGGUUCGAGAAGACGGCGAGCUACGAGCAACGCUCGAGCGAAGAAACCGCGGCGGAGAGAUCGCAACCGUGGCGAUACCCCUCCAUGGAGGAGCCUAGAUUGUCGAUGAGCGAGGGGGGGGCGGUGGCCAUACCGUGGGAGGAGAGGGGGAAGCGGGACGAGGAGUUUCAAUACAUGGAUUACGAGCAAGAAACGUCCCCGGAGACGUCGGAUCGCCAGACGCCGCAUCUUCCUACGUCGGAUGCUUCGAGAACGGAGGAGGAAUACACGGGCGAGGAUAAAUUGCAUCAGCGUGGAGAAGAGGAAGAGGAAGAGGAAGAAAAGGAGGAGGAGGAGGAGGAUGUGGAAAAAGGGGAGUGGAAACCGGAGAAGGAGAUGCGCAGAGAGGAAUUCAGACCCGUUCCAAGAUCCAGAUCCUUAGAGGAGGUGCUGCACACCAGGGAGGAGGCAAGAUACGAAGAAACAUUCGCAGCCGUGGAUCCGAGGAGAUACGGGGUGCACAAGACCCCGUCGGAGGAGGAGGAAUACGAGGAAGAGAUGGACGAGGACGAGGAGCCCGAACCGUUGUCCAUUCAAUCCGACAGGGAGCAGCAGCACUCGAGCAGCAGCUCGUGCGAACGACGACGCCACGGAGUGAUCGAGGAGAUCGAUUCCGACGAAUUCUUUCUACGGGAAAGCGGGCUCAGCCAGGACGACACGAAUUUCGGGAAAUACUUGACGGGCGAGAUCAGAGACGCUUUGAGGCCGGAGAGAAAUGUUUUGGCCGACGAGGAAAUGGUGCCUAUCCCACCGAGGCGCCCCGCGAGGAACAGAUCCCUAAGAAAGGAAAAAGAACGUUCGACGGAGUCGUACGAUGUUACGCCACCUAUCAGGCCAAACAGGGCUCGUCGAAGCGAAUCUACGGACGAGCAGAUGUUCCGCGAUCGAACCAGAAGCGAUUCCAGGCACAGAGUGGUCUAUCAGACGGAGGGAGAGCCGGCCCAGCUUCCCGUGGAGCCGUUGGACGACAUCGUGGUGGUGAAGCCCGUACGCAGAAAGUCGAGGUCCUUGCAGCGUAGCCAAUCGCAACUCGCGGCGGAUACUUCUCGGCCGCCAUCGCCGACACCUCCUGUGGCGCCCUCUCGUAGGAAACGGUCGCGCAAAGAACCCGAGCGGAGGAACGGCGAACUAGUAGAGCCUGCGAUUUGCAACGGACAUGCCGAGUGGGCCGGCGAUCACGUUCCCGGGAAAUCUGUCUCAUCGUCGCUGUCUAAGAUGUACAGCGUUCGAUUGGACGAACAAGAGGAGGUGUACACGGCUGAAGAAAUCAUGGCAACGAGCGAGGAGAAUAUUCGGAAAUUGGCGACGAGGCUUGGAGAGGAAGAGUACAUGGAACCGGCCCCGGUCCCGCCGAAGAGAAGGUCCAGAUCCAGGGCUACCUCGGUCGCUUUGGACGAGGAUAGGACGUCCCAUGGCGCGGAAUCGUUGCCAGAAGCCGGUUACGCGGAGGAGGAUAUUCCGCGGGACGACGUAGAGUCGUUUGAAAGGGAGUUAACGGGUUACGCCGUUAUAGAGAAACGGGAGAAACCACCGAGACCGCCGCCACCAAGGAGAAAAAGGGACAAGUUUGCCACUGCUCCUAGAUCGAACCCACCUAAACGUCCCCAAAGGGCGUACAGUACGCUUGGCCCAGCCAGAUCUGACGAAAAUAAUAUACUAUUUGCGGACGAUACGUACGACGUGACGUUGCAAGCGACCGAGUCGACUCGUUACAUAGAAAUCGACUCUGACGAUGGAGAGCACAAAGAUCUGCGUAGCAGCGAGGUUUUGAGCAAGAUGCAGGGACGACCGUUGCCAGCGCCGCCUAGGCCGCCCAGAUCCAAAAAGGACAAAUCGAUGGAACUAUCCACUCGUGAACUGAGAGAGGAAAUCGCCAUGGAAACAACCACUGCCACACAAACCGAUCCUUUGCCCGAUGACGUGGUGAUAGAAGAGGAAGUGACGCAAGCGAAAUUGGUCGUAGCGCCAUCUAUCUCCGGCUCGCAGAUCAUGGUCUCCACGGAGAGAAUACCAAGCCCGUCGAGCAUGGGCACACCGCCCGUCCCUCCCCUGCCAAUGUCGCAGAGACUGCGUAAAGAUGAAGAAGAAACGGGGCCGGCUUACGAUACCGUUUCGUUAAAAUCUCCAUCGCCGUCCAAAGAGAUUCAAGCUCUCGAGGAUAGACAUUUAUCCGCGCCACAUUUGGGUGAGCCAAUCCGCGAGCAGGAACCGCAUCUAAAAUCUAUUCGAUCUGCCCUGUUUUCAGACGAGCCUGUGAGGAUCUCCAACUUGGAAGUCGGGGACCUAAGAGUGGAUCGUCUUAGCGUUUCUCAAAUCGAGGCUAGCAAGAUCGUUGCAUCCGAAGUGGACGCGUUGAUCGUUACCGCAUCCGAAUUGAAGAACAUAGAGGGCAGUAUGGGGGAAAGUCUAUCUCCUUCCAUUAUUAGGGAGUUGAUGGCCAUCAGAAGCCAUUUGGAGACCGUGACCGCCUUCAGAAUACAAGGUCAGAGAGAAGAGAGCAAAGCGAUCGAACAGGCGGAACAGAAGACAGCAGACAUUCCUGUUGCAGAGGGGCAAAGCGUGGAACGGAAACUAGACGAAGAGACGAUUGUUCGAGAAAUUGGCGAAGGAGAGGAGAAACCAAAGAGCGAGGAUCAAAAGGUUGUUAAAAGAGAAGUAAUCCAGAUAAAGGAUAUACCAAGUACACGCACACUAUCAGUCGCGCAAGUAGAGAACAAAGAGUCGAUACACGCACUAACAAUCUCGCAAGUAGAAUCGAGCGACAAAAAUAUUCCUAGUACACAAUCAUUUUCUGACGUUCGAAACAUUCAAGAUAAGUCCUUACGAAUUUUAGAUACAGAAAGACCUGUUUCAUUGAGCACGGGCACAGCUAAGGAAUUCAACAUAAAAGAAUCCCACGUUUCGCGUCCUCCCUUUGUAACAACCACCCUGGAAGAGAGCACCGAGCUGAGAUUAUCUUCGGAUCGUGUGUUCGAAGCUAACAAUGAACCAGUUGAUCCAACCUUUGACUGGAAGCCGCCAGAAUUCCGCGAAUUUUCCACGUUUCGAGAGAGGAAAGACGAGGAAACAUCGAGCGAGAUUAGCGAAAAAAAGACUCGAAAAUCGAGGUCCAGAUCGCCGUCCCCUAUAAAUAUCUCUCGAACACGGCAGACCGCUUCCCCGGUUCGAUCGUUACCACCGGUCAUCUCGGUAACACCGGACACACCAGACAGUGUCACGAGUCGCGGCACUAGCAGCGAAAUACAGCCGCAACGUGCUGUAAUCUCUUACACGUCGUUCACGGAUCAGUCGGACAGAGAAAGCCAAAGAGAAUCAUCUCAUUCGCCCUCUUGCUUUGCGUUAGAAGGAACUCAUCUCAUCGCAUUUCCAGCAUCGCAAAUUCCUUCACAGUUUUUCUCUUUGGCCAGCCAUCGUACCGAUACCGAACCAAGUAUUACAGAUAGUACGAGACAAUUGAUCAGGGUACUUCGAUUAGCUGGUUUAAGAGCAAUGAGGCAUUUUGUGAAUUAUAUGGCAUCCAUGGUAGGCAAUGAAGAGUCACGGGAAAAGAUCAGAGAAGUGGAAUUAACGUUGUGCGCGUUAUUGCUUUUGGUCGCAGGUUUAUUGAUAUUUUAUUUCAGCAAUCCUCGAACGAUAACGCAUCAUCACCAUUGGGACUAUUUUAAUCCGCCAAAAUAACAUAGUAAAAUUGAUGAAAAUUCUACCAAUGAAAUUCAUGCUAUUAUUUUCAUUUCUAUUGACCGCCAUUAUAAAAUAGUUUUAUAUACACAUAACGGACAUUCUAUUUUUACAAACGAAAAAUAAUAAGAGAAUAGACCUAAUACUCGUAGUAAAAGAAUGAAAAUUUAGUCAGAUAGUUGAGUAAUUAGGUUUAUCUCUGAUAAUCAAAUGUUAAAUGUUUGUUACAUUUUGAAUAAACGUGUAUGAGUUAUAUCUAA
Apis mellifera (honey bee) is the source of this 5500-nucleotide messenger RNA. Its product is annotated as actin cytoskeleton-regulatory complex protein PAN1. The transcript has 3 exons. Bases 357 to 5240 code for a protein of 1627 amino acids. The record is from RefSeq and is a predicted model, not a curated record. Lineage: Eukaryota; Metazoa; Arthropoda; Insecta; Hymenoptera; Apidae.